CUAAAGAUGGUAAACAACUUGCUGGAAACAUGCACUGCACAUACAAAUCAACUCACUGCAUAUGCAAAUCAACUCACUGCAUAUGCAAAUCAACUCACUGCAUACAACUCCUCACACUGUAUAUGCAACUCAACUCACACCGUGUAUGCAAAUCAACUUGCACUGCGUAUGCAACUCAACUCGCACUGCGUAUGCAAAUCAACUCACUGCAUAUGCAACUCAGCUCGCUCUGCGUAUGCAACUCAGCUCGCUCUGCGUAUGCAACUCAGCUCGCUCUGCGUAUGCAACUCAGCUCGCUCUGCGUAUGCAACUCAGCUCGCACUGCGUAUGCAACUCAGCUCGCUCUGCGUAUGCAACUCAGCUCGCACUGCGUAUGCAACUCAGCUCGCACUGCGUAUGCAACUCAGCUCGCACUGCGUAUGCAACUCAGCUCGCUCUGCGUAUGCAACUCAGCUCGCACUGCGUAUGCAACUCAGCUCGCUCUGCGUAUGCAACUCAGCUCGCUCUGCGUAUGCAACUCAGCUCGCUCUGCGUAUGCAACUCAAGUCGCACUGCGUAUGCAACAGCUCGCUCUGCGUAUGCAACUCAGCUCGCACUGCGUAUGCAACUCAGCUCGCACUGCGUAUGCAACUCAGCUCGCUUUGCGUAUGCAACUCAGCUCACACUGCGUAUGCAACUGAGCUCGCUCUGCGUAUGCAACUCAGCUCGCACUGCGUAUGCGAAUCAACUCACUGCCUAUGCAACUCAGCUCGCACUGCGUAAAACUCACACUGCAUAUGCAACUCAACUCACUGCGUAUGCAACUCAGCUCGCACUGCAAUACAACUCGCACUGCGUGUGCAACAACUCGCACUGCGUGUGCAACAACUCGCACUGCGUGUGCAACUCAACUCGCACUGCGUAUGCAACUCAGCUUGCUCUGUGUAUGCAACUCAACUCGCACUGCGUAUGCAAAUCAACUCACUGCAUAUGCAGCUCAGCUCGCACUGCGUAUGCAAUGCAACUCAACUCACACUGCGUAUGCAACUCCACACUGUAUGCAACUCAGCUCUCUCUGCAUAUGCAAUUCAACUCGCACUGCAUAUGCAAAUCAACUCACUGCAUAUGCAACUCAGCUCGCACUGCGUAUGCAACUCAACUCGCACUGCGUAUGCAACUCAGCUCGCGCUGCGUAUGCAACUCAACUGUUGCAAGUACUUAUUUCCGGCCACUUCCUUUUUCUAACUACCACACCAAGCCAGUAUUUCUCCUCCCUGAAGUCAGCCCAGGAUGAGGCACUAGACAGCAGGACAUGCUGUAUGCCCUUGGGCCUGCUGGAAGUAUGCAGACUAGCCAGCCCCAGACUUCAUCCUGCCCUGUCCUGCCUUUCCUGUGAAAACCCUGUGGCCUCUGCCUCCCCUGGCUCUGACUUCUGCCUCCUGCCCAGCUCUGCAGCUCCCCUUGGGCCCUGUCUGGAGUGAUGUGCCGCCUUCUCUUGACACUGUGAGUGAUAAACUUUCCAUGUCAGGAACCUGUGUGUGUCACUCACCUUGACAAGUCCGCGUCUAGGCCCCACCAGUGGUGUGGUUUUCCUCAUAGUCUCUCUACCUAAGCACAUGUCUGUGACAAGGUCUUAGCCAGCCCAGGGAUUCUUGAACUAUCUGUAGGAACUGCCAUGUUGACUCCUGGGCAGUUUUAUUCUUUCUCUCUACUCGUUCAACCUUAUUAGGGAGUGACAUUUUUUCCAAAGUGGUUGUGAAACAGCAUCUCCUUGGGGUGUUGGUUUGCACUUCUCUUCAUUACCGAUAGUAUGAACAUGGUUUUGCUUAUGCUGGCUAUUUUCCUUUUUGGAUGAAAUACCUGGUCUUGUUUUUUCCUGGUUUGUUUGAUCUUUGUUCUUUUUUAGAAAUAGUGAGGCUGUUGUGAGGUGAGUCACCACUUGUGACUUAGAAGAUUGUAGUGGUUUUCACUUCACCUGUUUCCACUUUUGUGAUGAUGCCUUAAGGAAAAAGAUUGUGCCAGGUGCGGUGGCUCAGGCCUGUAAUCCCAACACUUUGGGAGGCCGAGGUGGGUGGAUCACAAGGUCAGGAGAUCAAGACCAUCCUGGCCAACAUGGUGAAACGCCAUCUCUACUAAAAAUAGAAAAAUUGGCUAGAUGUGGUGGUGCAUGCCUGUAAUCCCAGCUCCUCGGGAGGCUGAGGCAGGGGAAUCGCUUGAACAUGGGAAGCACAGAUUGCAGUGAACCGAGAUCGCGCCACUGCACUCCAGCCUGGCAGCAGAGAGAGACUCUGUCUCAAAAAAAAAAGGAAAAAUAUUUCUUAAUUUUGGGAUACUCAAAUUUAUACAACCUUUCCUUUAUCUUCAUCAGAAAUUUCUUUUCCCCUAAGGCCUUAAAUAUGCUGUACUAUUUUGGCUUCCACAGUUUCUAUGUUUUAUCCCAAGUUGCUUAAUCCCUUUGGAGUUGAUUUUUGUUGACAGUAUCUGUAGAGUCUAAUGUCAUUUUUCCCACUAUGGACAUACAAUGUUUGCGAGGCCUCUUUUUGUUUAAUGAAGAAAAGAGGUUUAUUUUGUUCACAAUUCUGAAGGCCUGGAGGUCCCAGAAGCUUGGCACCAGCACCCACUAGGCUCCAGAUCGGAGCCUCAUGGUGACUUCUGUUUUCACACAACCAGUGGGAAACAGGUGUGCUAACACUGUGAGAGAAAAAAUCCCAAAGUUUACUUUUUCCCAUUCACUUGCCCUGGCCUCAAGGCAGUCCUGCAGCAGCAAACACGUCAUCAGCCUUAGGAGCUGGCCUGUGAGGUUGACCACUCUGUAGGUGGACGAGCCUCGCCCCAGAAGAGACAUGAGCAGUUCUGCGUAGGCUUUAAGAUGGAAUCAACAUGGAAAGCACGACCCACACGGUUUCAAUAGAACUUGCCUCCUGAACCUGACUAGGUUACUCGCCUGAUGAGCCAGUAUCUCCAUCACCCAUGGGACUGACAGACCCAGAGCGUAUUAACCUAAAAUUCAAAAGUGUAGACUAUAAUCUUAAAUUAUUUAGCAUAUGUGUAACAGCCUUGGGGAGCAGUGUUAUGAUACCAAAUGGCUAACAUUCAUGACCUCAGAAUCCUGGAAGAAAAGGAGAAAGUGUGAUGUAGUAAAACCACUUGAAAAAAUAAUGAUGAAACAUUUCUCAUAUUUGGUGUAAGAUAAAAACUUAAGUUUGAAGAGGUUCCAUGAGCCCCAGACAGGAUAAACCUAAAGAAAACCAAGCCCAGGCCGGGGGCGGUGGCUCACGCCUGUAAUCCCAGCACUUUGGGAGCCCGAGGUGGGCAGAUCACUAGGUCAGGAGAUCAUGACCAUCCUGGCCAACACAGUGAAACCUCGUCUCUACUAAAAAAAAAAAAAAAAAAAUACAAAAAUUUAGUUGGGCGUGGUGGCGGAUGACUGCAGUCCCAGCUACUCGGGAGGCUGAGGCAGGAGAAUGGCGUGAACCCGGGAGGCAGAGCAUGCAGUGAGCUGAGAUCGUACCACUGCACUCCAGCCUGGGCGACAGAGCGAGACUCUGUCUCAAAAAAGAAGAAAGAAAAGAAAACCAAGCCCCUGCCACCAUGAAGCUGCCGAAAGCUACAGAGUGAAAGUCUUGGAAGGAGGCUGAGAAAGUGGACACAGUGCUUCCAGAAGAAAAAUUCAAUUGACCGGGUUUCUCGUCGGAAGCCACAGAGGCCAACAGGAAAUGUAGGAGCAUUUUUCAAGUUCUGAAAUAAAAAGAAAUGCCAACCCAGAUUGCUAUAUCCAACAAAAUAUCCUUUAGGAAUGAAACAGAAGUAACGAUGAGGCAAUACAAAGAGUUGCCUGCAGACCUGGUUUAAAUAAAUGGUUACAGGAAACUCUUAAGGAAACCUGGAACAAAGGAAAAGCAAUAGAAGAGUAAAUACCUGAGUAAAUAGAUCAGAUCAUUCUACUCUUGAGAUCUUUAAAAUAUAUAUUAUUGUCAAAAGCACAAAUUAUCACAUGGGGUUUCAACUGAUGUAUAUUUAAUACAUAAGACAACUACAACAUGAAGGUGAGGGGCAACGUGGCUGGACGGCGUGGAGGUUCCGUGCUCCAUUUCAGUGGCAAAAUACCAUUCCAGAAGGACUGGAAAAGCUAAGUCUGUAUAUUUUAAUUACUAAAGAAGUGUACAGCUGGGUGUGGUGGCUCACGCCUGUAAUCCCACCACUUUGGGAGAGUGAGGUGGGUGGAUCACUUGAGGUCAGGAGUUUGAGACCAGCUUGGCCAACAUGGUGAAACCCCAUCUCUACUAAGAAAUACAAAAAUUAGCUGCGUGUGGUUGGGGGCCCCUGUAAUCUCAGCUUCUCAGGAGGCUGAGGCAGGAGAAUCACUUGAACCCGGGAGGUGGAGGUUGCAGUCAGUCGAGAUUGUGGCACGGCACUCCAGCCUGGGUGACAGAGCAAGACUCUGUCUAAAAAAAAAAAGGACAAUGAGAUAUACUAAAAUGGUCCAAUAUGUUAAUUAAAACAUACUACUAAAAAAAGUGUUAAAUAGCCUGCAAGAAUGGUGAUAAAGGGGAAACUGAGUACUGGGAACAAAAGAGAACAAGUAGGUAACGAAGUGGUGGCCAGGUGCAGUGGCUCAGGCCUGUCAUCCCAGCACUGUGGGAGACCGAGGCGGGCGGAUCACUUGAGGUCAGGAGUCAGACCAGUCUGGCCAACGUAGUGAAACCCUGUCUCUACUAAAAAUACAAAGUUAGCCAGGGGUGAUGGUGGGAGCCUAUAAUUCGAGCUACGUGGGAGGCUGAGGUAGGAGAAUCACUUGAACCGGGGAGGUGGAGGUGGCAGUGAGCUGAGAUCGCGCCACUGUACUCCAGCCUGGGUGACAGCAAGACUCUGUCUAAAAUAAAAAAAAAUAACUGGUAGAGCUGAAUCCUAGAUAAUCAAACACAUUAGUGCACAUGAUCAGCUGGGCACUCACGCCUGUAAUCCCAGCACUUUGGGAGGCCGAGGCGGGUGGAUCACUUGAGGUCAGGAGUUCCAGACCACCCUGGCCAACACGGUAAAACCUUGUCUCUACUAAAAAUACAAAAAUUAGCCGGGUUUGGUGGCUCAUGCCUGUAGUCCCAGCUACUCAGGACCUGAGGCAGGAGAAUCACUUGAACCCAGGAGGUGGAGGUUGCAAUGAGCCAAGAUCGUGCCACUGCACUCCAGCCUGGGCAACAGAGCGAGACUUCAUCUCAAAAAAAAAAAAAAACAUGAUCUACACAUGCUAUUUAAAGAUAGGACAGAUAAAAAGUGUGACCCAUCAAUAUGUCAUCUACAAGACACUUCAAAUACAAUGACGCAAAUAGGUUAAUAGUACCAUGUAAACAUAAUAAAGUGGAGAGGCUGUAUUUAACAUCAGAAAAAAUGACUUCAGCACAAAGAAAAUUACCACAGGGUGUUGAGUGCAGUGGCUGAUGCCUGUAAUCCCAACACUUUGGGAGGCUGAGGUGGCUGGCUCACUUAAGGCCAGCAGUUCAAGACCAGCCUGGGCAACAUGGUGAAACCCUGUCUGUACUAAAAAUACAAAAUUAGCCGGGCAUGGUGGCAGGCACCUGUGAUCCCAGCUACUUGGGAGGCUGAGGCAGGAGAAUCUCUUGAACCCAGGAGGUGGAGGUUGCAAUGAGCCGAGAUAGCGCCAUUGCACUCCAGCCUGGGCAACAAGAGCAAAACUCCAUCUCAUAAAUAAAAGUUAAAAGCAAAAUGUGAUAAAAGACCACAAAAAUGAAAAAUUACAGUGUUAAUUAUAUUGAUUCAAAUUAGUUAUGUUAAAUAUUAGCAAAUAAUACAAAACCACAUUGAGAAAAUAAUAAACCAUGACCAAGUGGAAUUUAAGACUGCAACUGGUUCAGUUAUUAGAAAGCCUAUUAAAUACUACACCAUGUGAAUCCAUCUAAGAAGAUAAGGCAUGUGAUUGUAUCCAUAGGUGUUGAUGAAGCCUUUGGGAAAAUGUAGUACCUAUUAUUGAUAGAUGCACUCAAAAUAGGAAUUGGUGAAUACUUUCUUAGGACGCCUGUGUCUGUAGCUAUAUGUGUGUGUGUGUGUACUGGAAGUGUUACCUAAUGCAAUUGGGCAAAACAGAUUUGCAAAAAAGUGAACUAUCUCUUGUAUGCAUUAUAUGAUAUACAUGGAAAGCCCUGUAGAAUCAGUAAAAACAUUUAGUAAGAGGAGCUGAAAUUGCAGUCAAAAAAUAGAUGGUCUUCAUCUACACAACCAAUAACCAGUGAGGUGAUAUGAUAGUAGAGAAAACUUAUUUAUAAUAGCAAUAAAACAAUGCUUAGAAAUAAAUUUAUCAAGAAAUGUAUAAAACCUAAAUGAGGAAACUUUUUGUUUGUUUGUUUGUUUGAGACAGA
Molecule: messenger RNA, 6350 nt
Organism: Pan troglodytes (chimpanzee)
Lineage: Eukaryota; Metazoa; Chordata; Mammalia; Primates; Hominidae
Source: RefSeq, a predicted model, not a curated record